Molecule: messenger RNA, 2469 nt
Organism: Adelges cooleyi (spruce gall adelgid)
Lineage: Eukaryota; Metazoa; Arthropoda; Insecta; Hemiptera; Adelgidae
Exons: 4
Coding region: 1-2469 (822 amino acids)
Source: RefSeq, a predicted model, not a curated record
AUGGUGGCUGGAGGAGCGGCGGUGUUUGGAGCCGGCGCAAUAGGCGGGUGGUAUUACCACCGAUGGUAUUCGUCGGCAGUGACAUCGACCUCCGCACCUGCCCCUCAACCGGCUAACAGUACGGCCACGUAUUCCGGAACUUCUCAACCGGAUAAGACUACGGCAACGGAUUCUGGAACCGCCCCUCAACUGGAUAAGACUACGGCCACGGAUUCUGGGACCGCCCCUCAACCAGCCAUUAGUACGGUAAUGCAUUCUGGGACCGCCCCUCAACCGUAUAAGACUACGGCAAUGGAUUCUGGGACCGCCCCUCAACCGGAUAAGACUACGGCAACGGAUUCUGGGACCGCCCCUCAACCGGAUAAGACUACGGCAACGGAUUCUGGGACCUCCCCUCAACCGGCUAAGAGUACGGCCACGUAUUCCGGGACUUCUCAACCGGAUAAGACUACGGCAACGGAAUCAGGAACCGCCCCUCAACCGGCUAAGAGUACGGCUACGUAUUCCGGGACUGCUCAACCGGAUAAGACUACAGCAACGGAUUCUGGGACCGCCCCUCAACCGGCUAAGAGUACGGCCACGGAUUCUGGGACCGCCCCUCAACCAGCUAAGAGUACAGCCACGUAUUCCGGGACUGCUCAACCGGAUAAGACUACGGCAACGGAUUCUGGGACCGCCCCUAAACCGGAUAAGUCUACGGCCACGGAUUCUGGGACCACCCUUCAACCGGCUAAGAGUACGGCCACGUAUUCCGGGACUUCUCAACCGGAUGAGACUACGGCAACGGAUUCUGGAACCGCCCCUAAACCGGCUAAGAGUACGGCCACGUAUUCCGGGACUUCUCAACCGGAUAAGACUCCGGCAAUGCAUUCUAGGACCGCCCCUCAACCGGAUAAGACUACGGCAACGGAUUCUGGGACCGCCCCUCAACCGGCUAAGAGUACGGCCACGUAUUCCGGGACUUCUCAACCGGAUGAGACUACGGCAACGGAUUCUGGAACCGCCCCUAAACCGGCUAAGAGUACGGCCACGUAUUCCGGGACUUCUCAACCGGAUAAGACUCCGGCAAUGCAUUCUAGGACCGCCCCUCAACCGGAUAAGACUACGGCAACGGAUUCUGGGACCGCCCCUCAACCGGCUAAGAGUACGGCCACGUAUUCCGGGACUUCUCAACCGGAUGAGACUACGGCAACGGAUUCUGGAACCGCCCCUAAACCGGCUAAGAGUACGGCCACGUAUUCCGGGACUUCUCAACCGGAUAAGACUCCGGCAAUGCAUUCUAGGACCGCCCCUCAACCGGAUAAGACUACGGCAACGGAUUCUGGGACCGCCCCUCAACCGGCUAAGAGUACGGCCACGUAUUCCGGGACUUCUCAACCGGAUGAGACUACGGCAACGGAUUCUGGAACCGCCCCUAAACCGGCUAAGAAGUACGGCCACGUAUUCGGGACUUCUCAACCGGAUGAGACUACGGCAACGGAUUCUGGAACCGCCCCUCAACCGGCUAAGAGUACGGCCACGUAUUCCGGAACUUCUCAACCGGAUAAGACUACGGCAACGGAUUCUGGAACCGCCCCUCAACCGGCUAAGAGUACGGCCACGUAUUCCGGGACUUCUCAACCGGAUGAGACUACGGCAACGGAUUCUGGAACCGCCCCUAAACCGGCUAAGAGUACGGCCACGUAUUUCGGGACUUCUCAACCGGAUAAGACUCCGGCAAUGCAUUCUAGGACCGCCCCUCAACCGGAUAAGACUACGGCAACGGAUUCUGGGACCGCCCCUCAACCGGCUAAGAGUACGGCCACGUAUUCCGGGACUUCUCAACCGGAUGAGACUACGGCAACGGAUUCUGGAACCGCCCCUAAACCGGCUAAGAGUACGGCCACGUAUUUCGGGACUUCUCAACCGGAUAAGACUACGGCAAUGCAUUCUAGGACCGCCCCUCAACCGGAUAAGACUACGGCAACGGAUUCUGGGACCGCCCCUCAACCGGCUAAGAGUACGGCCACGUAUUCCGGGACUUCCCAACCGGAUAAGACUACGGCAACGGAUUCUGGAACCGCCCUCAACCGGCUAAGAACUACGGCAACGGAUUCUGGAACCGCCCCUCAACCGGCUAAGAGUACGGCCACGUAUUCCGGAACUUCUCAACCGGAUAAGACUACGGCAACGGAUUCUGGAACCGCCCCUCAACCGGCCAUGAGUGCAGAUUGGAAUGUAAUUACUGUAGAAAAUGUUCACAUGUUUGUCCCAAACAUUUACGAUCGAGGGCAAACAUUGAAUUUUAUUGUUGAGCAAAUCGAGAAAUGUAAUCCGGAAACCCGGCGGAACGGAAAAAAAUACGGACUUAUUUGUGCAUUGAAUCGUAGAGAAAUAAAGCGCCUAAUACGUGCCGUGGGAUACCGCCUAAAAAAAAAAAAUGAAACUUCGAGAAGAGAAGGGGAGGCAGAAGAUGAUGAAGAAUCAUGA